CAGGUCUGGAGAAGGCCGGCGAAGGGGAACUCGCUCUCCGCCUCCACGCGCACAUGCAGGCCCAGGGGCUGGAGGCGGACACCGCGACGAUCGUCCGGCUUCUGGAGGCCCUGAACAAGGGAAGGAUGCCAGAGCGCAGUUUAAAGAUCUGGUCCGACCUGGAGGGUCGCCGAGAAGAUGUUCGACGUAACGUGAACGUGACCAACGCUGUCCUGAGCGCCAUGGCCGCCGUUGAUCCCUUGGCCGCCGUCGAGUUCUUCCACGACAUGCGCGACCGGGACCAAGUAGACGACCGGUCCUACACCUAUGCCUUCACGGCGUACGACAACUUGGGCGACAUCACCGGGGUUCAACGGCUGUGGGAGGAAAUGCGAGUCCGAGGCCUGACCUUCGACCGGGUCUCGUAUGGCUCCUUGUUGCGGGCGCUGGCCCACGCCGGGGAGGUGAAGCAGGCGAUGGAGGGGCUCAGGCACUCAGAGAAUGUGGGGGUGCCGCUCAAUAACUACACCAUUGCGCUCACUUUGAUCGGGUGCAAGCGGACGCGGCAGUGGAGCACGGCCUUGAGCAUGCUUCGCGAGCUCCGGGAUGAGAGGGGGCUGUCGCUGAACGUGGUGUGCUACAACUCCGUCCUAACGGUUUGCAACGCGGCUGGCCAGUGGCGAGCCUGUUUGCGGCUUUUGGAAGAAAUGGGAGAGCAUCAAGUUGAGAUCGACUACACCUCCCUGCGGGUGACCCUCAAUGCGUUGGCCUCCGCGGGUCGCUACAAUGAGGUCGUGAGUCUUUACCGGCGCCACGAGGAGCUUGACGGCGUGCUGGCACGGAAGCUCGACACCUUUGCAUUCCGUCUCAUCGCUAACGCCUUCAUUAAAGUGGACCCUGUUGCGGCAGUAUCUAUGAUAAAGAAGCACGUACAAAGGUUCUCGGGGGGAGCGGUGCGCUCUGGCGCCGGUGACGUGCCAGUAGGGUCAUCGCAGCCCGGUAGACAUCAAUAUCACAGGUCAUCAGCUGGGAGUCCUGCGCGCCAGUUCAGGAGGGGCCAAGAGCAGUCGACCGCCCUGGUAGAUUCGAGACUGUAUAAAUCUCUCAUCACGGCGUUGGGACACAAAGGGGAGUGGGAGCAGGCCGUGCAAGUCCUCCAGGCUCUGGAACCCCCCCUGCGAGACAUUUCAACGAUUUCUGCGACUGCCAGCGCCUUACUUCGCUCUGAGCAGUACAGUCGCGCGCGUGAUUUGUUGCUUGAGGCGGAAGAAACGGUGCCAGGCGCCCAGUUCGACGGCGUGGCCGACUCGUUGGGGCUGCAGGCCGCGUACAUGGCAGAAGAUUAUGCGCAGGCAGGGCUCUACCUGGACAGGUUGAUUCAGGCUGGUAACCACGGAAACUCCAGCGCAAACUUUGGUUUCUGCUUGCUGGCGAAACAGGGGAAGUGGCAAGAGCUCUCGACGCUCUUGCUCGACAUUUCUAGGCUGCAGGAAGAGCAUGGAAGGCGAUACAUCGUGAGCCGGACAACCUUAGAGACCUUCGCGAACUUGACGUCAUGGACGCUGGACUCGGAAGCUCCUGGUGGAAUGGUCAAGUCCCUGAACGCGGAGGGAUCCGAAGGGGAGAUGGAGCACGUUGAGCCAGCUGUCUUGGCGAAUAUUAUGGAGACUGUGUGCAAGAUGAGUGAAGCAGGGAAUCUUGAAAACGCGACUCUAGGCUUCGCAGGAACGCAAAGUGGCAUGAACUCGCAAACGUUCGCAGAGUUGACCAAGGAAAAGUCUGUCCAGCAGGUCGGUUAGACGCGAAAAGUAAAAUAGGAUAGUCUGGACUGUCCCAACGUGGUGGUGCGGACAGGUUCGUGAAAAAGAAUGGCAUAGGUGACUGCGUGUAAUCAACGAGCCGGCAUUUAAAGAAGGGAAACGAUAGUGUCGUUGGAACGACACGAAAGUAAUGAUUUAAUGUUGAUGUUUCGG
Messenger RNA from Nannochloropsis gaditana CCMP526, 1952 nucleotides. RefSeq lists its product as uncharacterized. The transcript has a single exon. Gene Ontology annotation, molecular function: protein binding. The annotation marks the transcript as partial. The record is from RefSeq and is a predicted model, not a curated record.